Molecule: messenger RNA, 1134 nt
Organism: Fulvia fulva
Lineage: Eukaryota; Fungi; Ascomycota; Dothideomycetes; Mycosphaerellales; Mycosphaerellaceae
Product: Tyrosinase ustQ
Exons: 5
Coding region: 1-1134 (377 amino acids)
Molecular function (GO): oxidoreductase activity
Source: RefSeq, a predicted model, not a curated record
AUGGCGCUCAGACUGCAACGUGCUAAGCAUCGACAAUACUUUCUGAUUAGUACCACAAGCCACAUUGAUACCGAAGAAGAUGCCGAGCAUGGGAAUAGCGACCCCCCUGCUUCUGAACACCUAGCCAUAGACUGGCAAAAGCUCGUCUUGAUCUUCUUAGCCUUGACAGCAAUCACCUUCACGCUCUCACGGCGUCUAUUGCUCCUCCCUGAGCAGAGCGUGCGAGUUUCAACUGCCUGCGUCGAAACCGCCAUACGUCAAGAGUGGCGGGCCCUAAUCCCGACUGAGCGAGACGACUUCGUUCGGUCUGUCAACUGCCUGAGCAACACCCCUUCUCGGUGGACUCAUAACGGCAGUGUCAGCGAUGAUUUUGCUUAUCUUCAUGCAAGUAUCGGCUCAUGGUCGGUUGAGCGCCAUCUAACUUCUCUGAUAGGCCAUCGCUCGGCAGCAUUUCUACCAUGGCAUCGUUGGACACUACAUCAGUGGGAGAAGAUGAUGCGCCAGUAUUGUGGCUUUUCAGGUCAUGUUCCUUACUGGGACUGGACACUAGACUGGAUUGAUCUCGCAAACUCAUCCAUUUGGGAUCCAGACAGCGGCUUUGGCAGUAACGGUAUUCGCGGCGGGAGAGCCAGCGUUGGUAACGGCACAUGCGUCGAGGACGGACCUUUUGCCGACCUCCGGCCCAUCAUGUACAACCACACAUACAUAACGCACUGUCUAUCACGGGGCUUUACUAACAACGGGACAUCGGGUGGAAUAGCAGGCCAUUGGUACAACCCUGAGGCUAUAGGUCGAAUCAUGCGGCACGAAAGCUACAAGGAUUUCGUCAGGGAGCUGGAAUCCCGCUUGCAUAACACUGUCCACCCAAGAAUGGGAGGCGAUUUUCUGGCCUUGACCGCUGCAAACGAUCCGCUAUGUUUCCUCCAUCAUGCACAGCUUGACCACAUUUGGUGGCGAUGGCAACAGCAGAAGCCGACUGUGAGACUAAUGGCCUAUGAGGGUCGACACAUGUUCAAUUCAACGGACGAGAAUGCUAGUCUGCAAGAUAUGCUCCUGUUCGGGGGGUUCGUCGAGGAUGUGCCCGUUUGGAGGGCAAUGGAUUCACAUAGUGAAGAGCUCUGCUACACUUAUUGA